Messenger RNA from Physella acuta, 393 nucleotides. RefSeq lists its product as uncharacterized. Lineage: Eukaryota; Metazoa; Mollusca; Gastropoda; Physidae. The record is from RefSeq and is a predicted model, not a curated record.
AUGAGAUCAUCAUGCCCAUUGAACAGAUACGGAGAUGAGUGUUCGGGUGACUGUAUUUUCAAAUGUGGCGAAGACUGUAUUGAUAGAGCUACUGGGAAGUGUCCGGAAGGGAACCUGAAAUAUCUUCCACUGAUUCUGUUGGCUGGAUUCGUUCCCUUGCUUCUGAUUUUAGUCCUAAGAAAAAAAGAACGCGUGCACAGCCUUGAGGAAGGUUCCCUGUCCUUCUACCUGGCCGACGUUCUACAGUUGACCAAGAAGCAGAAGUCCACGUCUGAGACGGUCACCGAGACGGCGCUGAUGGAACCCAUCUUCAAGAAGGACACGCCCAGCGAUGACCUGAGCAAGCAGACGACACCGACUUCCAUCACGGCGUCGUCGUUGUUGAAGGAUUGA